Molecule: messenger RNA, 789 nt
Organism: Peronospora matthiolae
Lineage: Eukaryota; Oomycota; Peronosporomycetes; Peronosporales; Peronosporaceae
Source: the annotation of a GenBank genome assembly
AUGGGGCGACGAGGACGCGAAGAAAGCGGCAAUGACGUCGUCACGGGUGAACGCUGCGUGAAGCUCUUGCGAGGCGGACGAGAAGGCACUGCACGUCCUAGUGAAAGCUGGAGCUGGAGAGCAGUGCUCGAGGGUCUCCACUUCGUUCUGGAGAACGGAACCGAGGGCGACGCGGUCGCGUGGCUCGACAACGGCACGCACUUUUGCGUACUGCAGGCACGAGAAGACCGACUUGCGAAAGUACUGGGGCUGCGCGUGUGCUCCCUGCAUCAGGUGCUCGAGGCCUUGAACUUUGAAUCUGAAGCAGAGCGAGGGUGGGAGUGUACCGUCUAUCACCACGACUGCUUUGUGCUCGGGCACCCAGAACAGAUCGACCAGAUUGUACCAGCCGUCGGUCACGAGAUACCUUAUCUCAGUACUUUCACGGAGAAAGACGUGCCACGACCUUGUGUCGCCUACAACUCGGCACUAAAGCCCUUGGAAGUUCGACUGAAUCUAUCGAGCAAGAGCCCUCAGUCGUGGAGGGUCACGAUCGCACCUAGUGUAUUACUCUGCCCGACCUUUGACGCCACGGACACUUCUAGUCCUCACGAAAGGGCUGACCCCUUCGACGGUAAUAGAGCCGGUGACGGCUCCUGGGGUCACGUGUCUCAGGACUCGUACCAUCCGAGCGACCACGACAUGACUUCGCCGCUGUGGUGGUCCCAGCGAAGCGACUUCUCCAGUAUCUGCACCGAUGAUCUGUCUGACAUGGACACGCUCUCCCAGAUCAGCGCGUUCUACGCUUAA